Tricharina praecox is the source of this 1134-nucleotide messenger RNA. RefSeq lists its product as uncharacterized. Bases 1 to 1134 code for a protein of 377 amino acids. Lineage: Eukaryota; Fungi; Ascomycota; Pezizomycetes; Pezizales; Pyronemataceae. The record is from RefSeq and is a predicted model, not a curated record. The transcript is spliced from 3 exons.
AUGCUCUCGCUCUCCUCUUCUCUUCUCCUCCUUUGCGAACUGGCCCUUACUACCGCCGUCAGUUUCGACCGGAUUACAUCCGUCGUCAAUGGUGCGGCGGAAUACUCAGGCACAGCCGUUUCCGUAUUCAACCCUCUUCCAACCUUGAUGUACAACUGCGACGAGAUGCCGGCGAUUUGCAAAAACGUCGAACAGUACAUGAAUACCAACAACCUUGCUCCUAUGGGAGCCGGCUGGGAGUUCCAUUAUCACAACAGUCCGGGCAGUAAAGGACAUACCAAGAGAAGAGGCUCCGCUGUUUGUCCAAGUACCUGGGCAAAGAAUAGGGUUCCUCAAUGCGGCACCGAUCCCACGCAACCGAACGUCGUCCCGGGCAACCUUCCUCCCAUCGUCAUGGCCAAAACUGCGGCGGGCUUAGGGAAGUUCAAUUACGAGAUCCCCGACACGACCGGAGCCUCUAGUGGUAUGGCAUUUACCUGUGACGAGUUCCCAGCGAGAUCUUGGAUUGAAGGGGGAACUGGUCCACAAGGCCGAACAACAUCGACAUACUGCGCGCCCAAACAGGUCUCUUGUGCGGGCACUCAAUGGAAGGCUGUGCUGGCUACGAACCCGAAUUACCCUGACACUGCGAGCGAGCAGGACUGGCAAGGAAGGGCCCACGCUUUCAUUGGGGCUUAUGCGGCGGCCAGAAGUGCUGAUGUGAUGAAAUUUCACUUCACUACCACGCGCAUGGGCACCAACGCCGUUCGAACCGCUGUUCAGGUUAUUCUACCCCAAUACGAAAAGUUAACGACAAAAACUCUUGUGAAAACGACGAUCACCUCUACCCUGACCAUCGUGGCGAACACGAAAAUUGCCCCCGUGCGUAGAGACAACCAAGAUAAUGCCAAUCCCGCUGCUGAGCCAACAACGAAGACGACGAUGGCAACACCGACACCGGCGUCGGCGGCGGGUUUCAUGAGUGCGAAGAACGCUAAAUGCAGGGGUGGUUUCUGUGAUCACUUGGAGAAAAUGAUGCGUUCCGCAAUUCCUGCGCAACGGCGUCGUGCACGCUCGUUGCCCGAGACGACGCAAAGGCCGGCGAAUGAUGAUCCUCAGAUGCCUGGGUUUGUCGUCGUGGACAUCAUGGUGUAG